This is a messenger RNA of Dimorphilus gyrociliatus, 1392 nucleotides long. The record is from the annotation of a GenBank genome assembly. Lineage: Eukaryota; Metazoa; Annelida; Polychaeta; Dinophilidae.
CAUUUGUCAAAAGAGUAACGUCGUACGAGCUCAUUUUAAUUCUUAAAGAAACAAGAAACAUGUCAUCUGGAAUUGACGUCAACUCCAAAGUUUUAGAAGCUUAUAAUGCUUUGCAACUACAACAUAACUAUAAGUACGUCAUUUUCAAACUUUCUGAUGAUUUGAAACAAAUUGAAGUGGAAACGACAAAAAAGAAUUACGAUGGCUUCGCAUGGAAGGAUUUUACUGACCAACUUCCACCUUGCGAUGUACGCUAUGCUGUAGUCGACUUCCAUUUUAAUAAGAAGUCUGAUGGAGCGAAACAAGAAAAAGUCAUAUUCGUUCACUGGGCACCUGAUAAUGCACCAAUCAAGCGAAAGAUGUUAAUAGCGUCAUCGAAGGAUGCUCUUAAGAGAAAAUUGGAGGGUUUAUCCUUGGAGGUUCAAGCUAAUGAUAUGUCGGAUUUAUUGGAAGAAGAAAUCAUUGCAAAGUUGGAUAGAACUUAAUUUACUACCUAAUUUAACAGGUAUAUCUGAACUACUGUCCGGUUUGAUGUUCUGUUUUUUUUCAUAAGUUCGGAUGUAAUUUUUUCCUCCGUAGUAAAUAAAAACUAAAGUGUCGACACAAAUUUUUGUUUCAAAUGUAGAGCGAUUAAAGUAACUAUGCAUUUUUGCGUUGCUUGAAUAAAUUUAUUUUCAACACUUACGACGUCAAACAAAUUGAAGAUUCACUCUUUUCCAACGACACCACAUGAAUAUCAUCGAAAUAUGCAGAACCUUGAAUCUGUAAUUCUAGACUUACCAUUUUCGAAUCUGUUUCGAAAUGAAUACUUCGUUUAUGCCACUUUUUCUGGGACGAAUCAAAACUUGUGGUCACAAUAUGUUCUUCACUUGCAGUUUUUGCCUGAUACGUAAUAAUUUAGAUUAUUCAUAAGAAUGAAAUUUACAAUUAUUAUGAAGCACGAUUAUUACAAAAAAAGUUGACUAAUUUGUAUCUAUUGAACUUUUGUUUAUUAAAACUACUAACCACAGCUGUCAUUCCAUAAUUGACCUGUAAGUGAUUGUCGAUUGGUUGACUAUACACAGACACUAGUAAUUCGAGUGAUCUAUUUGUUCGUGUAUCAAUACUUAAGCUUUUUAACUUAUUGACUAUUAAUACUUACGAUACUGAAAUUUUCUGUUUCAUAAUACCAUCAAGCUUACAACUGCUUACGCCUGAUCUUCUCUUUUCUUCAGUCCUAUUAAGAGAUGAGUUCGUGCCUACUGUUUGCCAGCCAGUCAGGCCGUUAAAUUCACAGUCACGAUUGUUGAAGGAAAGAACUUGUUUCUUGCACUGAGCACUUAAAUAGCUAUCCGUUACAACUGUGAAUAUAUUUCAUUCUUAAAAUAAAACCGCCUAACCUAAAUGGAAACU